Ochlerotatus camptorhynchus is the source of this 906-nucleotide messenger RNA. RefSeq names its product caspase-1-like. Lineage: Eukaryota; Metazoa; Arthropoda; Insecta; Diptera; Culicidae. The record is from RefSeq and is a predicted model, not a curated record. The transcript is spliced from 3 exons. Gene Ontology annotation, biological process: proteolysis. Gene Ontology annotation, molecular function: cysteine-type endopeptidase activity. Bases 1 to 906 code for a protein of 301 amino acids.
AUGGAUCCCUCCGUAAACCUCCGGCAAGAGCAACAGGUGGACCUGGUGGACGCAAACCCGACCCUUAGUGGGUCCGGUAGUAAUAGUGAAGUAGAUGCAGCUGGAUUUAGCGAGGAGGAGGGAUCCGGAAUUCUAGCCAUACCUACUGCUAAGCUGUACUCCAUGAACGGAGCGAAACGUGGCAAGGUGUUAAUAUUCAAUCAUAAAACUUUCGAUAAUAGAAGUUGUCCGGUCCGAACCGGUACGGACAAAGACGUAGAAAGAUUAUACCAUACUUUGCCUCGACUCGGAUUCCAAAAGGAGGAUAUUGAAGUGUACAAAAACAAGAGUAGCGGCGAAAUCAACGGGAUUGCGAAAAACCUGAAAAACAACGCUGAUCUGGAAAUAUCCGAUUGCUUAGUGGUGGUGAUACUUACACACGGUAAUGAGAAUGACAAGUUGAUGGCCAACGAUAAAGAGUACCAUUUGUACGAGUUUAUUGAGAACUUCAAUCCCACUUCCUUGAACUCGAUGACUGGAAAACCGAAACUGUUCAUAAUCCAAGCCUGUCGUGGCAAAAAAGUAGAUCAUGGUGUUAAUUUGAUGGCAUACAGUGCCGGAAAUCAGGCCAACUCGCAGACGGAGAUUCGUCCGUAUCCGCAAUUUCCCGAUCUGUUCGUUGUGCAGAGUUCUCAUCACGGUCACAUAGCAUUUCGGAACGAAAAAGGGAGCUGGUUAAUUCAGGACCUGUGCAAUGCAAUCUAUAGUUGUGAUCUGGAAACGGACUCUAUUUAUGACAUUCUGACGGAAACGAAUGAUGCCGUAUCACAACGACUCAGCGAAGCCAAAGGAUGUCGUGAUAAGAAACAGAUUGCUAGCAUCUACUCCACCCUGACUAAGAAGCUGUACUUCAAGCCAUCAAAAUAA